This is a messenger RNA of Aspergillus costaricaensis CBS 115574, 2130 nucleotides long. RefSeq names its product ChAPs family protein. Gene Ontology annotation, molecular function: protein binding. The coding region runs from base 1 to 2130 and encodes 709 amino acids. The record is from RefSeq and is a predicted model, not a curated record. The transcript has 6 exons. Lineage: Eukaryota; Fungi; Ascomycota; Eurotiomycetes; Eurotiales; Aspergillaceae. Gene Ontology annotation, cellular component: exomer complex. Gene Ontology annotation, biological process: Golgi to plasma membrane transport.
AUGGUCGCGCCAGCUGUUCCCGAGUAUGUCUUCCCCUCGUUUACGUGUUCUAUCACUCGCUAUCAAUCGGCCAAAUGGGCCCACUAUCAUUGUGACCUGCGACUGACCCCUGAGUGUUUCCCCAGGAUCUAUGAGGAGGAGGAGAACAUCUACGCCGCUGUCGAUGCCCGUUCCGAGUCCUUACAGAACCUCCGGGAAUUAGGUCCCCCGGACUUGGUUUAUCUGGUUAAACAACCCAAGACCAACGCCCAUCACCAGACGGGUGUUUAUCACCAUGUCACCGGUGUCGAUGCCUCUUCCUCCGCCAGUUUAGCCGCCUAUGUAAAUACGCUUACUUUCUCUCCGCUCGACAAGACACACAAGGUGGUUUCGGGAAUCUAUUGCUGCUACAAUGCCUUCUCCCACCUGGACAUGCGCGUCGAAGUCAAAAUCCCCGGCACUCUGGAAAGCUACUGCAUCGAUGAACGCGGAGACAAGCGAGUUGCGACGGAAGCCCUUUGGCUGGAGACCUUUCUUUGCGGAAUCCUGCGAGCCUACUCAUACGCGGACAAUGGUGGUGGCGAUGCGAUCAGAAAAAUAGUCGGGGUGCGUCGGUUCAACCCGGUCACAAAUACGGAGAUGGAGCACAAAUUCCUGGAUGCUGCGGAGAGACUCUUCUUCUUGGGAAGACAACUCAGUUCUGAUCCGGAAACACAAGUGCCGAAUACCGUCAGCAACCACCUGACGUCCGGUCUUUUGAAGUACAUCCAAACAACGGGGCGCUACACUUCCGGUAUCAACCUUUUCGAGAAACUUCGCACACGAGAUGUAGAGGUCUCGUCGCUUCUUGCCCGAGUUCUCAUCAUGGCAGACGAAGAGGUGCAAGCCGUGCGAUUGAUGUUCGACGCUUUACAAGACGUUCCCAUGGAUUAUGCCUUGCUUGACUGCCAGGCUAAUUUCUGCCAGGGCAAGAACGAGGGUGAGAUGGCUCUAGAGUGUGCGAAGCGGGCAGUGACUGCUGCUCCAAGCGAGUUCAGCACCUGGGCACGAUUGGCAGAGGUCUACGUUGGCCUCGAACAAUGGGAUCUGGCCCUCCUGACCCUGAACUCCUGCCCCAUGUUCACAUACCAGGAUAAGGACACACCUCGUAUGCCCCAACCGUCUCGCAUCAUGCUCCCAAUUCUUGCUGAGAGCAUGCUGGACGAAAUCGACGAAGGACAGCCCAAGCAGGGUGAUCCCCACGAUUACGUCCACCCCUCACUACGCAGACUCCACGCUGCUGCCUAUCAGGGAACCUUCCUCAAGGCGUACAAUCUCCUCACCAAGAUUGCUGCCGCGAUAGGCUGGGAUCAGCUCCUAAAAAUCCGCAGCGAAGUCUUUGUCAUGGAAGAGGAAUACCGUGUUGAGCGCCAGCAGUCUACGUCUAAGCCUACAACCACACCCUCCUCCGCAAGCGCCUCAGACGAACCGAAUGGAAGCAGCGAGCAGGAGAACGGCACGUCGGAGGAGGAGGGCGCGAACGGUACCAAGGAGGAAGAAACAGAGCACUCCAUUGAGAAACCAGAACAGUCGAUGGCAUCGGAAGUCGUCAAGUCCGGCAGCGAAGAUCCUGACCCCUCACACUCAUCCUACACACAAUUCCGCAACAAGCGUCUGUGUGAAAGAUGGCUCGAUAACCUCUUCAUGGUGCUGUACGAAGACCUCCGCAUCUACACCAUCUGGCGCACCGAAAUGGCCCAAUACCGCCAACAGGCGAUCGAGUACAAGAAAUCCGCCACGGAAUGGGAAAUUCUCGGCGAGUUGGCCGAACGCCUGCACCAUUUCGACGAGGGCAUCGAAGCCUAUCAGCACUGCCUAGCCAUCCGCUUCUCCCCGAAAGCCAUGCGGGGGCUCCUCAAGUUGUACGAGAAGAAGAAUGACACGAGAGGAAUGCUAGGCGCCUUGAUCCGUCUUAUCGCUUGGCAGUAUCGCUGGUACUCCGAGUUCUCUCCCGACCUCCUAUUCCUGAUCCGCAAACUCAUCGAAGACGAAGGUGCCGUCAAAGUCCGGAGUAUAGUCCAAGCGACGAACCUUCCUCAACCGGUCCUCGAUUUGACCCAUCAAUACUGCCAACUGUGCGCCACAUUCCGCAGCAGCGGUAGUGAUGGUUAA